AUGGCUGGCCUGAUGCUUGACUAUAUAAUUAGACGUGAUAGUAUUAUAGACCCUAACAAUGAUCCCAAUAUCGGUUCUUCUCGCGGUAAUGCGAGCUCAGCAUCGGGAAAUAUCGUCGAGGGUUUGACAGGCGUUGGCUCAACAUCAGAUUCCGCCCUGUUGUCUACUCUACUUCCUGCGCUGGUGAUUGCCGGUUUCUGGUUUGGCUUGUUCCUCAUCUGUCGUCGCAAUCAGCAGCGUUGGUACUCGCCUCGGUCCCAUCUACCAAAUCUUCAUCACCAUGAACGGAGCCCGGAGCUGCCACGGGGAUUCCUCAACUGGUUUGGUGCUUUCUUCCAAAUAUCCGAUUCUCACGUUCUGCAUCAUUCCUCCCUCGAUGGCUAUCUUUUCUUGCGCUUCUUAAGGAACUUGUGCAUCAUCUGUUUCGCAGGAAUCAUAAUCCUCUGGCCUGUGCUGUUACCCGUUCAUGCUACUGGUGGGGCUGGCAACUCUCAAAUGGACCAAUUCAGCUUUAGUAAUGUCGUCAGCCCAACAAGAUAUUAUGCGCAUGUUGUGAUGGGAAUAAUCUAUUUCACGUAUGUAUUUUUUGUGGUCACUCGCGAGAGCCUUUUCUACGCCAACCUGCGGCAAACAUACCUCAACUCACCUGCCUACGUGAACCGCAUUUCGUCCCGGACGGUGCUUUUCAUGUCGGUACCCGAGUCUUACAAAAGUGAAAAGAAGCUGCGUCAAGUUUUUGGCGAUAGCAUUUGCCGUAUCUGGAUUACCUCGGAUUGCAAAGAGCUCAAUAAAAAGGUUGACCAACGGGACAAAUUAGCUUAUAGCCUUGAGAAAGCAGAGAUCAAACUCAUACGUCGCGCCAAUGCUGCUCGACUAAAAGCAGAAGUUACCAAAGAGAAGAAUAGUCUCAACGUAUGCGAUGACUACGAGUUGGCUGACCCAUUGACGGCUACGAAGAUUAAACGACCCAUGCAUCGUGUCAGCUUUUUCGGAAAGAAGGUUGACAGUGUUCAGUACUAUCGUUCUCGCCUCGCCGUGGCAAUCAAGGAAGUCGAAGAACUGCAGCAAAAACACCGAGAUGGAGAUGCAAAAUACCUCACCGCGGUCUUCGUCGAAUUCAAGACGCAGUCAGAUGCUCAAGUUGCACUGCAAACUCUGUCCCAUCACCAGCCAAUGCAUAUGACCCCUCGUUAUGCAGGAAUAGCACCCCGCGAAGUAAUAUGGUCUGCUCUGAACUUGAGCUGGUGGCAGAGAAUUGUUCGCAUGUUUAUGGUGCAAGGUGGAAUUGCUGCUUUGAUCAUCUUUUGGUCUAUUCCUGCUGCCAUCGUUGGUACUAUCUCAAAUGUCACAUAUCUUGCGAACUUGAUCCCAUUCCUGGGUUGGCUAGCUCAUCUUCCUGGUUUUAUCGAAGGCAUUAUAACAGGUUUGUUACCAUCGGCCGCGUUAAUUCUGCUCAUGUCGCUAGUGCCUCCUAUUUGCCGGCUCUGCGCCAGGAAAGCUGGCUUGCCUUCUCUGUCUCGGGUGGAGCUAUUUACCCAAUCCGCACACUUCUGUUUUCAAGUUGUACAAGUGUUCCUGGUAACGACAAUCACAUCUGCAGCUUCGGCAGCUGUGAGCCAGAUUAUCAAAAAUCCAUUGUCGGCAAAGGAUCUGCUGGCGCAAAAUCUCCCCAAGGCAUCCAACUUUUAUAUUUCUUACUUUUUACUGCAAGGGUUGUCGAUGAGCUCGGCUGCCGUUGUGCAAAUCAUGAGUGCACUAAUGUUUAAGAUCCUAUCUAUGUUUUUUGCGACAACUCCACGACGCUUGUUUAAACGUUGGACGCAAUUGGCGGGAGUCAGCUGGGGCAGUAUCCUCCCCGUAUUUACAAACAUGGGUGUCAUUGCUUUGACUUACUCAUGCAUAGCGCCUCUCAUUCUCGGGUUUGCCUUCAUUGGGCUUUUCCUCGUUUACCAAGCCUACCGCUAUAACCUCCUGUUCGUAUACGAUCUGGAUAUCGAUACCAAGGGUCUAAUAUACCCACGAGCUCUACAACAUUUGCUCACUGGGGUAUACUUGGCAGAAAUCUGCAUGAUUGGACUGUUCUCUAUCAAAGCGGCAAUUGGACCGUUGAUAAUAAUGGCAUUUUACACGAUUCUCACCAUCCUCGCCCACAUCUCUCUCAAUGACAUGCUGAGACCACUUAUGAACUUUCUCCCGCGCUCUCUUGAUACUGAGGAGGAAGAGAUUCAAUUGAAUCAAGAAGCGGUAGAAGCCUACCGACAUGCAAUGACUCGACACGGCCGAAUCUGGAAAUGGUUUCAUCCAAAUCUUUAUCGAGACUAUGCAGAUCUUCGACGGAAAGUCCGUAGGGAUCACAUUCAAAUUGAAUAUUUGGAAAAAGAGCUGGCCGAUGCUUAUUAUGAGCCUUGUAUUACUGCUGAGACACCUCAACUGUGGAUUCCUCGCGAUCCGGGUGGACUCAGCCAAGAGGAAAUUCGACAUACUAGUGCCAUCAUUUCCAUAUCCGACCACGGUGCGCAUCUCGAUGUAAACAACAAAAUUCGGUGGAACAAAGAUGACGAAGAUCUACACAUGUGGGAGAGGAGAGUGCUAUAUUGA
Messenger RNA from Talaromyces marneffei, 2598 nucleotides. RefSeq lists its product as uncharacterized. The record is from RefSeq and is a predicted model, not a curated record. Lineage: Eukaryota; Fungi; Ascomycota; Eurotiomycetes; Eurotiales; Trichocomaceae. The transcript has 5 exons. Gene Ontology annotation, molecular function: calcium-activated cation channel activity. Gene Ontology annotation, cellular component: plasma membrane. Bases 1 to 2598 code for a protein of 865 amino acids.